Trypanosoma cruzi is the source of this 1242-nucleotide messenger RNA. RefSeq names its product protein kinase, putative. Gene Ontology annotation, biological process: protein phosphorylation. Lineage: Eukaryota; Euglenozoa; Kinetoplastea; Trypanosomatida; Trypanosomatidae. Gene Ontology annotation, cellular component: cytoplasm. Gene Ontology annotation, molecular function: ATP binding; protein serine/threonine kinase activity. The coding region runs from base 1 to 1242 and encodes 413 amino acids. The transcript has a single exon. The record is from RefSeq and is a predicted model, not a curated record.
AUGAAUAGGGAUGUUGAGUGGCGAACCCUAGCUUUUCAGGAGGCGAUGGAAUUCCUCUGUCGGUUGCGGCAUCAACUGGAGAGUAGGAUAAGCUUAAAAACGAGGUCUCAAGAGGACGCAUGUAACUCCCCAGUAAAGCAAACUGACGCCGAGUUGGCCGAGUUGGCUCUAUCUGAUGACGCCGAUGAAGCUGCUUCUUUAUUUUCUUUUGUGAAAUGCGACGAUGGGAUGAAUUCUUCCACAGCAGAAGAGUUGGAUGUGUGCAAUGAUUUUUUUGAGUUUACCGACCAGGAGAGCACCGUUACUCUUACACACAGAUACGAAUCCUUAGGGAAAGGGGCACGCUCGAAUGUGUACCGUGGCACCCUGUCUGUAACAACAAUGGACGGUGUAAAGAAAUACGAUGUGGCUGUGAAAAUGAGUCGUUUGUGCGUAGGCAGUCUCCACGAGAUUGAUCGUUGGAUGCGUGUGGUCCAGCUGUGGCGAAAUUUGAAGCAUCCACUUUUUCAUUGUUGCUACUACGUGGGAUUUUCACCAAUCGAUGGUGAGGAAUUAGUUAUCAACAUGUACAGUGCCCAUGAACUGGCGUUGGGUGGGACCUUGGACGCAUCUCUGAAGAAGGAAGAGCGGUUUACCGAGGAUGUGGUUCGAACCAUUCUUUUUGACCUGCUUCAUUUUUUGUGCUAUCUUCAUGAUGAGAUUGGGGUGGUUCACAAUGAUAUUAAACCACAAAAUAUUCUUCUUGUUAUUGACAAUGCAACGCAGCAAUUAAGAUACAAUUUGUCAGAUUUUGACUGUGUUUACCCCAUAACUCCUUCUAGAGGAGGAAUAUUAGUAAAUGGAAUGGCAACAUUGGAUGGAACUGAGCAUGAUUCUGAUGUGCUCAUUUACGGUACACCGCCGUAUAUAUCACCUGAGAGCUGUCGUGGAUUGCCGUUUUUGCCUAGUAACGAUGUGUGGUCACUGGGCAUUCUCACAUAUCAGCUUUCAACAGGAAGAUUGCCAUGGAACCCAUUGGAAUUGUCUGUGCCCUCUAUGAUUUUAAAUGGCUACCGGCGGAACGUUUCAAAUGGCUUUGGGCCAACGCUGGAUGAGUUCGAAGAGGGCUUUUGUCAUAUUUACUCAGACGAACUAAAGAAUUUUGUGAAAAUUUGCCUUGCCGAGGAGGCCAGUAAGCGGCCGACUGCCUCUGAGCUUCUUCGACAUCCUUUUUUACUUUUUCCAGAAGGGUGCACUCGAUAA